AUGUUCAAUUUUUUUUAAUCAAUCUGCUGCUUUUCUAAUAGAGAAAAACCAGAAAAAGCCAAUAGACCAAUACAAAAACCAGUAUAAACUUUGUCCAUUCAACCUGUUAUAUAAGAAACUAUUACAGACUAAGUUUAAUAAAACAACAUUAUAGAAACGGAUUAAUACCUACAAUUAGAUGAUGAUUACUACAUGGAAUAGAUGGAGUAAGCUCUUAUUUUUUAAUUUAAGUUUUCAAUCUUCAAGUGAUCCUCCUUCUACUUAAUUACCUUCUGGUUUCAUUCUUUAAGAUGAAGUUAUUAGUAAUCAACCUAUGUAAGAGGAAAAUGAUAGUAAUAUCAAAAAGGAACAAACUAGUACAAAAAAAGUAUUAUAAUUAUUCUAAUAUCAUUUAGAAAAGAAUAUUGAAGCUCUGGGAUGCCAAUGAAGACGCUUAAUUACGUAUCAAUUACGAAAAACACAAUGGAAAAUGGAAUGAAAUUGCUAAACAUAUGCCAGGAAGAAAUGUUUCAUAAUGUUGUUAAAGAUGGAGAAGAUUAUAGCCUGUUAAGAUUGUAUAUAUAAUUAUAUAUAUUAUAAUAGAUUAAAAGAAAGCAAUGGACAUAAACUGAAGAUGAAAAGAUUCUACAAUUAGUCUAACAACAUGGCAAAAAUUGGAAAUUAAUCUCUUUACGUAAAAAUUAAUUCAACUAUAGUGCUCUAGACUUUCCGGGUAUUUUGAGCAAAUAGAUAAGAGAACGAUAUAUUAAUAAAAUUGAUCCUGAUAUUAAUACAGGCCCAUGGACUGAAGCCGAAGAUGCCACCAUUAUUAGAUUGUAUUAGGAUUAUGGAGGCAAAUGGAGUCUUAUUUCCUCUCAUCUUAAGGGUAGACCUGUAAAAAAUUUAUUUUUAAACCUAAUAGGAAAAUAUGGUCAAAAAUAGAUUCUAUUGUUAUAUUAGAAGAGUUCAUCUUGGAGUUUAGAACCCAUAUCAAAUUGUUUAUUAAGAAAACUCAGAUAGCGAAGUCAGCUCAAACGAUGAGAUGGAAUUUGAAUGAUAUAUAC
Messenger RNA from Paramecium sonneborni, 1043 nucleotides. The record is from the annotation of a GenBank genome assembly. NCBI's taxonomy places the organism in Eukaryota, Ciliophora, Oligohymenophorea, Peniculida, Parameciidae.